Equus caballus (horse) is the source of this 8120-nucleotide messenger RNA. RefSeq names its product ATPase copper transporting alpha (gene ATP7A). The record is from RefSeq and is a predicted model, not a curated record. Gene Ontology annotation, molecular function: ATP hydrolysis activity; ATP binding; copper ion binding. Lineage: Eukaryota; Metazoa; Chordata; Mammalia; Perissodactyla; Equidae. Gene Ontology annotation, biological process: copper ion homeostasis; monoatomic cation transport. Gene Ontology annotation, cellular component: membrane.
CCCGCCGGCGGGGGUGGAGGAAGCGAAGAAGCAGAGGGAGGAGUUGCCGCUGCCGCCGCCACGGCCACAGCCACUGCCGCUCCUGUGACUUGUCCCGGCGUGUGAGAUCGGAGCCUGCGCGCGUGGAUUUGUCGCUGCCACGGGCUGCGUAGCUCCAGAGGUUUACCCAUAGGACAGAAAACCCAGGAAUGUAAAGAAAGCAAAAUGGAUCCAAGUGUGGAUGUGAAUUCUGUCACCAUCUCUGUUGAGGGGAUGACGUGUAGUUCCUGUGUUUGGACGAUUGAGCAGCAGAUUGGAAAACUGAGUGGUGUCCAUCACAUUAAAGUUUCACUGGAAGAAAAAUGUGCAACUAUUAUUUAUGACCCUAAACUACAGACUCCAAAGACCCUACAGGAAGCUAUUGAUGAUAUGGGCUUUGAUGCCAUUCUCAACCAUCCUAACCCUCUGCCUGUUUUAACUGACACCGUGUUUCUCACUGUUACUGCUUCACUGUCUCCACCAUGGGACCAUAUCCAAAGUACAUUGCUCAAGACCAAGGGUGUGACAGACAUUAAAAUUUCCCCUCAGCAAAGAACUGCAGUGGUGACAAUAAUCCCUUCUGUAGUGACUGCCAAUCAGAUAAUAGAGCUGGUUCCAGAUCUCAGUUUAGAUAUUGGAACUCUGGAGAAAAAGUCAGGAACUUGUGAAGAUUACAGUAUGGCUCAAGCAGGUGAAGUCAUGGUGAAGAUGAAAGUGGAAGGGAUGACCUGCCAUUCCUGCACUAGCACGAUUGAAGGAAAAAUUGGGAAACUGCAAGGUGUUCAGCGAAUUAAAGUCUCCCUGGACAACCAAGAAGCUACUAUUGUUUAUCAACCUCAUCUUAUCACAGUCGAGGAAAUCAAAAAGCAGAUCGAAGCUGCGGGCUUUCCAGCAUUCAUCAAAAAACAGCCCAAGUUCCUCAAAUUGGGAGCUAUUGAUAUAGAACGUCUCAAGAACACACCAGUCAAAUCCUCAGAAAGACCACAGCAAAGGAGUCCAUCAUGUACCAAUGAUUCAGCAGUCACUUUCAUCGUAGAUGGCAUGCAUUGUAAAUCAUGUGUGUCAAAUAUUGAAAGUGCUUUAUCUACACUCCAAUAUGUAAGCAGCGUAGUAGUUUCUUUAGAGAAUAGGUCUGCCAUAGUAAAGUACAAUGCAAGCUUAGUCACUCCAGAAACCCUGAGAAAAGCAAUAGAGGCUAUAUCACCGGGGCAAUAUAGAGUCAGCUUUCCAAGUGAAGUUGAGAGUACCUCAAACUCUCCCUCCGGCUCCUCUCUUCACAAGAUUCCUUUGAACAUAGUUAGCCAGCCUCUCACUCAAGAAACCGUGAUAAACAUUGAUGGCAUGACUUGUAAUUCUUGUGUGCAGUCUAUUGAGGGUGUCAUAUCAAAAAAGGCAGGUGUGAAAUCCAUACGAGUAUCCCUUGCAAAUGGCAAUGGGACUGUUGAAUAUGAUCCUCUACUAACCUCUCCAGAAACUUUGAGAAAAGCAAUAGAAGACAUGGGAUUUGAUGCUACUUUGUCAGAUACAAAUGAGCCGUUGGUAGUAAUAGCUCAGCCCUCUUCAGAAGUGCCACUUUUGACCUCAACUAAUGAAUUUUGUCCUAAAACGAUGACACCAACGCACGACAAGGAGGAGGCAAAGACUUCAUCUAAGUGUUACAUACAGGUCACUGGUAUGACUUGUGCUUCCUGUGUAGCAAACAUUGAGCGGAAUUUAAGACGAGAAGAAGGAAUAUAUUCUGUACUUGUGGCUCUGAUGGCUGGCAAGGCAGAAGUAAGAUAUAAUCCUGCUGUCAUACAACCCCCAAUUAUAGCUGAGUUCAUCCGAGAACUUGGGUUUGGAGCCACUGUAAUAGAAAAUGCUGAUGGCGGAGAUGGCAUUUUGGAACUUGUUGUGAGAGGAAUGACAUGUGCCUCCUGUGUACAUAAAAUAGAGUCUACCCUCACAAAACACAGAGGGAUCUUCUACUGCUCUGUGGCCCUGGCAACCAACAAAGCACAUAUUAAAUACGAUCCAGAAAUUAUUGGUCCCAGAGAUAUUAUCCAUACAAUUGAAAGCUUAGGUUUUAAAGCUUCUUUGGUCAAGAAGGAUCGGUCAGCAAGCCACCUAGACCAUAAACGAGAAAUAAGACAAUGGAGACGGUCCUUCCUUGUGAGCCUAUUUUUCUGUAUUCCUGUAAUGGGGCUGAUGAUAUAUAUGAUGGUUAUGGACCACCACCUUGAAACUCUUCACCAUAAUCAGAACAUAAGUCAAGAAGAAAUGAUCCACAUUCAUUCUUCUAUGUUCCUGGAGCGCCAGAUCCUGCCAGGAUUGUCCAUUAUGAAUUUGCUAUCCUUUUUAUUGUGUGUACCUGUACAGUUUUUCGGAGGCUGGCACUUCUACAUUCAGGCCUACAAAGCACUGAAGCAUAAAACUGCGAAUAUGGACGUGCUGAUUGUGCUGGCCACCACCAUUGCAUUUGCCUACUCUUUGGUUAUUCUUCUGGUUGCAAUGUAUGAGAGAGCCAAAGUGAACCCUAUUACUUUCUUUGACACGCCUCCUAUGCUUUUUGUGUUUAUUGCACUAGGCCGGUGGCUGGAACAUAUAGCAAAGGGCAAAACCUCAGAGGCUCUUGCCAAGCUAAUUUCACUACAAGCUACAGAAGCAACUAUUGUAACUCUUGACUCUGAUAAUAUCCUCUUGAGUGAAGAACAAGUGGAUGUGGAACUUGUACAACGUGGAGACAUCAUUAAAGUGGUUCCAGGAGGCAAAUUUCCAGUGGAUGGUCGUGUUAUUGAAGGACAUUCUAUGGUAGAUGAGUCUCUCAUCACAGGGGAGGCAAUGCCUGUGGCCAAGAAACCUGGCAGCACAGUAAUUGCUGGUUCCAUUAACCAGAAUGGGUCACUACUUAUCCGUGCAACCCACGUUGGAGGAGACACAACCCUUUCUCAAAUUGUCAAACUUGUGGAGGAGGCGCAAACAUCCAAGGCUCCUAUCCAGCAGUUUGCAGACAAACUCAGUGGCUACUUUGUUCCUUUUAUUGUUAUUGUUUCCAUUGCUACCCUCUUGGUUUGGAUUAUAAUUGGAUUUCUGAAUUUUGAAAUUGUGGAAGCCUACUUUCCUGGCUACAACAGAAGUAUCUCCCGAACAGAAACAAUAGUACGCUUUGCUUUCCAAGCCUCUAUCACGGUUCUGUGCAUUGCAUGCCCUUGUUCACUGGGACUGGCCACUCCAACUGCUGUGAUGGUGGGUACAGGAGUAGGUGCUCAAAAUGGCAUCCUAAUCAAAGGUGGAGAGCCACUGGAGAUGGCUCAUAAGGUAAAGGUAGUGGUAUUUGAUAAGACUGGAACCAUUACCCAUGGAACCCCAGUAGUGAAUCAAGUAAAGGUUCUAGUGGAAAGUAACAGAAUGUCACGCAAUAAGAUCCUGGCUAUUGUGGGAACUGCUGAAAGUAACAGCGAACACCCUCUAGGAGCAGCCAUAACGAAAUACUGCAAGAAGGAGCUGAACACUGAAACCUUGGGUACCUGCACAGAUUUCCAGGUUGUGCCAGGCUGUGGUAUUAGCUGCAAAGUCACCAAUAUUGAAGGAUUCCUGCAUAAGAAUAACUGGAAGAUAGAGGAAAAUAAUAUUAAAAAUGCAUCCCUGGUUCAAAUUGAUGCAAGUAAUGAACAGCCAUCCACUUCAUCUUCCAUAAUUAUUGAUGCCCAGCUCUCAAAUUCUCUUAAUUCUCAGCAGUACAAAGUCCUCAUUGGUAACCGGGAGUGGAUGAUUAGAAAUGGUCUUGUCAUUAACAACGAUGUAGAUGAUUCUAUGAAUGAACAUGAGAGAAAAGGUCGUACUGCUGUAUUGGUGGCAGUUGACGACGAGCUGUGUGGCUUGAUAGCUAUUGCUGAUACAGUGAAGCCUGAAGCAGAAUUGGCUGUCCAUACUCUGAAAUCGAUGGGCUUAGAAGUAGUUCUGAUGACUGGAGACAACAGUAAAACAGCUCGGUCUAUUGCUUCUCAGGUUGGCAUUACUAAGGUGUUUGCUGAAGUUCUACCUUCCCACAAGGUUGCUAAGGUGAAGCAACUUCAAGAGGAGGGGAAACAGGUAGCAAUGGUAGGAGAUGGAAUCAAUGACUCCCCAGCUCUGGCGAUGGCUAAUGUUGGAAUUGCCAUUGGCACAGGCACAGAUGUAGCCAUUGAAGCAGCCGAUGUGGUUUUGAUAAGGAAUGAUCUUCUGGAUGUAGUGGCAAGUAUUGACUUAUCAAGGAAGACAGUCAAGAGGAUUCGGAUAAAUUUUGUCUUCGCUCUAAUUUAUAAUCUGGUUGGAAUUCCCAUAGCUGCUGGAGUUUUUAUGCCCAUUGGUUUGGUUUUGCAGCCCUGGAUGGGAUCUGCUGCAAUGGCUGCCUCGUCUGUUUCAGUAGUACUUUCUUCCCUCUUCCUGAAACUUUAUAGGAAACCAACUUAUGAGAAUUACGAACUGCAUGCCCGAAGCCAGAUGGGACAGAAAAGUCCUUCAGAAAUCAGCGUUCAUGUUGGAAUAGAUGACACCUCAAGAAAUUCUCCUAAACUGGGUUUGCUGGACCGGAUUGUUAAUUACAGCAGAGCCUCCAUAAACUCACUACUGUCUGAUAAACGGUCCCUAAACAGCAUCGGUACCAGUGAACCUGACAAGCACUCACUCCUGGUGGGAGACUGCAGGGAAGAUGACGACACUGCGUUGUAACAGGCCACAAAGAGUGCUACUAGCUGAUGUUAUUAUGCACUGACACAGCAUUCAUAAUGUCACCUUAGCUUUUCAGAAUAUUGCAAGAGGAUGUUAUGUUGGUUUCACGCUCUUACGGUAGGGAUUCCAUUUGAAUUGUAUUUGUCUAAUGGCAAAAAUAUCUUUUUCAGGGCAUCAGCUCUGAACCUAGCUUUAUUUAAAAUAAAUUUCCAGUAUUUUUUGUUUUCACUAGUAACAGAUAAGGUAGACUGGUGAGGUUUACAAUAAGCCCUACAGUUGAAGAUUGCCAAAUUAUUGCCAAAGUGAUAGAAAAUUUUUUAUUUGACCAAAAACACCUCAAAAAAAAAGGAAAUUAAAAAUUUGCAGAUUUGGGAGCAUGAUUUUGAGGAGAUUCUUGAGCCCUCAUCCCUGCCACAUUGGGGAGCAGUGGCUUUCAGAGCACUGUAUAAAGCAUCUAGUUUUAGAAGGAAAAUUGUAGAAACUGUUUAAAAAUAGAUGUGCCUUAUUUAUUACAGGCUUUCUUCCCCCCUUAUUCUCCUUGCGUCUUUGUCUUUCCAGUUGCUUUCUUAGAUGCCCCAGUCUGUUUUCCUUUGUUACCUUAUUUUGAGUGAGCUAAAUGUAGGUGUUUUUUUAUUGAUAAAAAUAACUGACAACUUUUCCAAUAUCUUGUCCCUUUCUUUAUCUUGUAGCUCAAAAGACCUUAAGGAGCCAUAGGGUUCCCUGCUCCCCACCUUUCCAUUGUUGUAAAAAAUAUAUCAGAUUCUUCCUUCAAUGACUCCGUAGCUCUGUGAAGCUUUCAAGUGGCUCCUGCUGAGUAAGCUGUAAAUUGUUCUUAGUGUAGUCUGUCCAUUGGCCUCAGUCCAGAAACUUAAGAUUUUGAGCCUCUUCCACAGUUGAUUUUUUCGAUGAUUAACUCUACUAUCUUUAACAUAUAUGGGUCAUAUAAAAUUACCUGGAUACACUAAAUUUGUCCUUUUUUGGAGAGAAUAGAAGACCUUAGCUGGUGUACAUAAUUUGCUAAAUUUUAAUUAUCUUUUGGUGUUUUAAAUAACCUCUCAAAAGGACUUUAAAAUAAUGCUAUUACACAAAGCUGCUUUUACCAAAAAAUACAAGAUGUUAUACAGAUGUGAGAAUUUUCCUUGGUUGUGAUGCCUUUUAGCCAAAUCUAUACUUUUCUCUGGUCUAAAACAUUUGCACUUGCUAGUUAGUGUGGUUGGCAAAUUCAAGGCUUGUUCUCAUUGUCAUGUAAGUUUAGAAAUUCCCCUGUGAGUGCCUGGGAGUUAAUAUACUGGUCAGAGAUCUGGUAUUUACAUCACUAUUUAAAUUUCCUUGUUAAUUGCAAGAUGGAUUUCAUAUACAGAAUAUGUAAGUGAAGAGAAUUCAUAAGUUCCUAAAUAUUUUGUUCCUAUUGUCAUAUGUAAAGCUGCUAGCACAAUGCCUAGCACAUAGGAUUUGUUCUCAGUAAACGUUAGUUCUUUUCUCCCCUUGAGGUCAGUAAUACUAAAAAUCAUUUUUUAGGGCAGACUCUAAAAAUCAGGUGGGAGUGGGGGAUGGGUUUCUUCCUCUCCUACUUCCUUUCUCUCUUAUUCUUUCAUACACACACAGAAAAGUUUACAGCACUAUUCCAUGCUAUCUUUUCAGUUGUGGAAAAGAUUUCAUUUUUUAUCUCAGCUAUCUUAAAGAGAGAACUGAAACUUUUGGUGAAGGUGCUAUUAAUCUAGAAAGGCAAACCCAUUUUAAUGAAAUAUGAAUGAGUUUGUAUGUGUAGGCUCUUUUUUAGACCAAUGCCUAUGCCAUCUUCCAUGCUUCCAGUUUGAAUUCUAAUAUUUGUUUCUUAUUUUAAUUCCACUGUCCCAUCAUACCACGACUUGUUUCUUGUAGAAGAAACAGCUAAUAUGACUACUAUUAUUAUUAUGUGUGUGUUUCAGCUGUCCUCUUGGCCCCACAUGCCAAGGGACCCACAUGUGAGAAGAGCAGGCUACAGUCUGGGAAAAAUCAAGGAUAUAAUUCAGCCCUUACUACCAGAACAGAAAACAUCCUGUUUAGAAAGAAUCCUGCUUUAACUAUCUGUAGCCAUCUUUGAAUCCUCCACAGCAAGUCUCAUUUACAAUCCUGAACUCCCAUUAGCUUUAUAGAGCAGCUAUAUUCACACAAGGAGAGAGCUGAUAUAUGGAGGGGAUCAAAAACAUUGCUUUCAGUUAGUAAUUAGCUUUAAGUAACUAGUUAUCAGUGAGAACAAGUUUUAUAAAUGUGUGUGUGUGUCUGUUCAUAGACACACACACACAUAUGUACACACACACAUUACCAUAUAGUAGGAAAAUGGAUUUAUAUUUGAAUUUGAUAUUUGAAUAUUUAAAGUUCUUUAUUUGUUGUUCCUUUAACACUCUUCUGUCGUCACUCAGCAACCAUGCCCUCAGUCUGAAGAUAACAAGGACGUUUUGGUAUCCAGUGCUGGUUCAGACUCAACUGUGAGGCACCUCUUAUCUUAAGUAUCCAAAGAUGCCUUUUGAAUUUUAAAGGUUAAAACACAACUAGAGCGUUUAGUGUUGUACUCUAAAGAAGUAUGGUUGUUAGUUGUGAAAAUAGAAAUGUUAUUUUUCCCAGUUUAGUAUCAACAUUUUCAAGUGUUAGAUUUGAUGCCUUGUGAACAAAUAAUUUUAUAUUGUGCUUUAACUUUUAAAAAGUUAUUCUUUUUUCACAUGUAUUCUUUGUUCAGAAUGCUUAAAAUAGUACUGUAGACAAGACGUUUCCAAAAAUUUAAGCGUGCAUAUCUUUUAUGUACACAGCUUAAAAUCAAGAAUAUAUGUUCUUAGAGAAUUUUUUUCCAUUACUUGUGGAUCUUGCUUUAAAAUUAUUUUCCUUAAUAUUUAUUUUACUUUAUUUUGUUAUUUUCUUUGGGUGAGGCAUCUGGUUACUGGUUAUUUUAAUAAGAAUAAAAACAUUCCUGGAAUCACUCCCUUUGGAUUUUUUGUUUAUUUCCUGCUUUUCUAUAUUUUAAAAAAUUUUUACCAAAUAUAAAAAUAUAUAGAUUCAUGCCAAAUUAUUAGCUAUUUUUACACUAAAUUUCUGUAUUCCCUCUGAAAGUUUAUCUCGUUUGAGUAACCAGAUAAAGCACAAAAGAAUGAAUUCUUGUUCUUCAAUUAAAAGAGCUUCGGUAUUGGCAUUGAUAAUAAAUGUCUUUUGUAGCCAAAACCAGGUGUCUCAACCUUAUGUUUUUAGUUAAAGAAAUGUUUAACUAAACAUUGUUAAACAUUGAUUUUUUGGUACCCAAAACAGCAGUGGACGAUGUCGUGCAAUAAUCAUCUACUAUAGUCAAGAUAUUCAGUAGUUUGUUUUUCCAUAAGCAUGUAAUUGAUCAUAUUUCUGCCAAGGAUGUGCCUUCAACUUUAUAAUUAUAGUAUUGUAAAAAAAAA